Homalodisca vitripennis (glassy-winged sharpshooter) is the source of this 5268-nucleotide messenger RNA. RefSeq names its product neuroligin-4, Y-linked-like. The record is from RefSeq and is a predicted model, not a curated record. Gene Ontology annotation, biological process: neuron cell-cell adhesion; presynaptic membrane assembly; postsynaptic membrane assembly. Lineage: Eukaryota; Metazoa; Arthropoda; Insecta; Hemiptera; Cicadellidae. The transcript is spliced from 9 exons. Gene Ontology annotation, molecular function: signaling receptor activity; neurexin family protein binding. Bases 907 to 3663 code for a protein of 918 amino acids. Gene Ontology annotation, cellular component: cell surface; synapse; postsynaptic membrane.
CGCUGGGAUGUCACCGCCCUUGCAGGCUCUCGACAUGUAUGUGACUGUGUGACCUUGUUUGCUCGACUUACCCUCUACCUACAAGCUAAUAGAGACUGUUCUCUUCAUUUUACUGAUUAGAACUUUUUCAUAAACGGAUUUUAAAUUAUUAAACCUACACGUUGAUUCCAACAUGUGCAAAACGUACGAAAAUGCAUGUACUUAUACAUUUGAGUGUCUCACAACAUUUUUGUUUUAGGUGAACAGUGUUUUUUUAUCUUCAUAGACUGAUAAGAAAUAAUAUAUAAAUUUUUUUAUUACAUUUAUAUAGUUUUACUAGUGUAUUUUUUGUGUGAGAUAUCACAAGGCAUAAUUCACUGGUGUGGCGCCAAAACCAUUGACGUCAGGCAUGGUCUAGUGACCCUACGGUGAGAACAGUGCAUCAGAAUGCCGAUGUACAAUAGGGUGGGUCCCCCUUUCACAAGGUUUGUGUCUCCGUGGUCGACAGAUUUUACGGGAGAUAAUUGGUCUUAUUUUCCAACUCCGUGUUUCCAAUAAUCCUGUUGGAUUUUUGUUGGUGGAUUACUGUUGUGUUUUGUGCGACAUAGUUUUGUGAUCGACGUCCUGGGACUGGAUUACAUUUGUUAAUAAACAAGAUCGAAUGAAGGAGAUGAUUUGUGAAGAAAACAGCCAGACAUCUUGCCAGUGCCCAAAGAGUUUUGAUGUCCCAUCUGACAUUAGUCAGUUUAACUUAUAUUUUAAACUAAGAAGAGGAAGAUAAACAACACCUCGUGUAAAAUAUGGACAUUUUACUGGUUUAGCAAUGCUAUAAAAUACUUGCAAUAGUUUAAAUAGGUAAAUUCUAAAUUUAAUAUAUUUUUAUUAUAUUGAAAAUAAAAUUCAUGGGAUGAACAAAUCUGAAACGAUAUGGAAAUAAAAUGGCAAAUCAAAAUGGUAAACUUGCAGCGCCCUUCGUUAUGGUUCCUGCGAGUUGUGUUCUCGAUGUUGUUGUUCCUUACGUCCAGUGAGAGUGGUGGAGGAAAUACUUUAACAAGGAUUGUACAGACACGUUACGGGAAGUUGCAGGGGAUAGUGAAACCUAUGAAUCCUUCCAAACACUUAAAGCCUAUAGAAGCGUUCCUGGGAGUUCCUUACGCUACUCCGCCAGUGGCGAGCAACAGGUUCAGCCCUACUCGCACCCCAUCUCCCUGGGAGGGUGUUUUGGUCGCAGACAAAAUGAGCCCAGUGUGCCCUCAACAGUUUCCCGACGUCAGUAACGAAACUGCCGCAUUGCUGCGCAUGCCUGUUGGAAGACUGAGGUACCUGAGAAGACUUCUCCCUGAACUCCGUAACCAGAGUGAAGACUGUUUAUACCUCAAUAUUUAUGCACCUGCACAAGACGUAGCCGGUGGCCGGAUAACGCGACAUCCGGUCUUGCUAUACAUUCACGGAGAGUCUUAUUCCUGGAACUCCGGAAAUCCUUACGACGGAAGUGUCCUUGCCAGCUAUGCUGACAUCGUUGUAGUCACUCUAAACUACAGGCUUGGCAUUCUUGGGUUCCUGAAUGCUAACGCAGCCCCACACCUUAAGGCUAGAGUAGCAAACUAUGGGCUGAUGGACCAGGUGGCAGCUCUCCACUGGGUGCAGCAGAACAUCGCAGUCUUCGGUGGAGACCCAGGGAGUGUUACACUCAUGGGCCAUGGCACCGGAGCGGCCUGCAUUCAUCUCCUUAUCAUGUCCCCCACGGUCAUGCCAGGACUUUUCCAUCGAGCCGUGCUUCUCUCGGGGUCAGCCCUGAGCUCCUGGGCGAUAGUUGAGGACCCGGUUCACUCGGCUAUGAGGUUAGCUCGACAGGUCAACUGUACCGUACCAGAGGAUCUGUUCAGGGAUCACGAAGAGAUCGUGGACUGUCUUCGAGAUGUGCCACUCCAGGACCUGAUACGGAACGAUGUCCCCGCCCCCGCUUAUCUCAGUUCCUUUGGCCCCAGCGUGGACGGGGUCGUGAUCAAGACUGACUUCCGGGAGGACUUGCUCACUCACUUCCUUCCGGAUAUGCAAGGACUCAACUCCAACGUUAAAAGAAGUGGAGAGUCAAUGGGCGCUAACCGGUACGAUCUAUUAUUCGGCGUCGUCACCAGUGAAGCCCUCUGGAGAUUCUCCUCGACCGAUAUCCAAGGUGGUUUUGACUUUGAAAGGCGAGACAAGAUUUUAAGAACUUAUGUGCGCAACGCGUACGUAUAUCACUUGUCGGAAAUAUUCCUGACUGUGGUGAAUGAGUACACGGACUGGGAAAGGACUGUGGUACAUCCGAUUAAUACGAGAGACGCUACUGUCGGGGCACUAAGUGAUGCCCAGUUUGUGGCUCCCGUGGUACAGACAGGGGAUCUGCUGAGUACACCAGUUACCCUCGAGACUUCUCCUCAGGCUAACACAAAGUCUUACUUUUACGUUUUUGACUACCAGACAAAAGAUGGCGAUUAUCCACAGAGGCUUGGAACAGUGCACGGUGACGAGUUGACCUACUUCCUGGGAGCGCCUCUUGUAGAAGGGUUCUCACAUUUCCUGAAAAACUACACAAAGUCUGAAGUCGCACUGUGCGAGUCUGUCAUCACGUAUCUCGCAAACUUCGUGAGGACAGGGAAUCCCAAUGAUCUUCAGAAACAAGAAAUGACACUACCAAUCUCUAAAGAAAGAAACAGAUUUAGAUCGAUUGUGUGGGACGAGUAUGAUCCUGUUCACCAGAAGUAUUUGGAAAUAGGCUUAAAACCGAGGAUGAAAAAUCAUUUUCGGGCGCACCAGCUCUCCGUCUGGCUUCGACUCAUCCCGGAACUUCACCGUGCAGGCAUGGAGGAUGCUGCUGCCAGGCAUAAUCUGUUCCGUAACCAUGGAGAUGCCAGCCUGUACGACGGACCUGUACGCCCAGACCCCCUCUCUAGGACUGAUGACUUUAGGAGACGGCAAAACCCUGCAGUGAAUGGCACAGUGGCCGAGGUCGUCUUACCGAUCACCACCAUGGAGACCAUGGUGACCACUUGUGUGAGUGUUAUCGGCAACCAGGGGUACGUGAAUCCCCACGUAUCCAACAGCACUGACACGCUAGCCAGUCUGGAGGCUGCUGGAUACGCAGCCUACUCCACAGCUCUCAGCGUAACGAUCGCUAUCGGCUGCUCUCUUCUGGUGCUUAAUAUUCUCAUCUUUGCCGGAGUGUACUACCAGCGGGACAAGACGCGACUCGAGAUCAAGAACCUGCAGCAGCAGAGAAACUACGAAACCGGUUCGGUUAAACAUUAUCACCACAGCCAUCGGCCCUCCGCCAGUGUCAUUGUGGACGUCACGAGGGAAGCCUCCAAUGAGUCGCUGCCCUCCCCGUCAAUGGUCCACCCGGUGGCGACUCUGCCCCGACACCACCACGUGAUGCCCACGGCUACGCCUCGAGUUCCAUCGAUGACUACACUCCCGCGUAAUAUGACACUUUUCAAAUCCAAUGACCCUUUGGCUUCCUCCCCUCCCAACGGUUCAGUCACCAUGCACAUGUCACUUCCCAGGCCACCACCUCCACCGAAGUGCAAGUCUCCACCAGAAAUGACACCUAUGGUCGGUAACCACGUGUCGCCCACCACAAACACUCCCCCUAAAAGUGCUUUAAAAGUGCCCGCAGCCGCGAUGAACGAGAUGAGGGUAUGAUACGUGAGGCAGACCGACGGCCGGAGUAGCCGUUCAGUUCUUGUCCUCUUCUUUUGUGUAUAACUCUGUAAAUAGUUAUAAAUAACUCAAACGACGUAUUCACAAUUUGUAGAUAAGACACUUUAAUCUUUAGAUUUAUUAUAUUAUUGUUUACUGUUUACAAACGGAAAUAGUUAAAUAUGAAUUUAUUAUCUUGUACCCUUUCUGUGAUAUCAUUAGUUGAAAAUCUAUAUCAGCAUUUUAGAUAGUUUCUAUUUCACACACGAUUACGAAUAUUAUUUGUAGAAGGAAGGUUUUCUUACUAUAAAUUUGUACUGAGUUGUUAGUUAACCUAUUCAUUUAUUUCUUAUACUUCUAUUUUCUUUCAAUAGGCGAUUGUUCUUGUUCUCAAGUUUUCUAUUAAGAAUUCCAGUGCGUUAGUAAUCACAUAAAUCGUAAAAACAAAUCCAUUAGUUAUAAUUAUAAUAAAAAAACCUACCACGCAUUUAAAUUUAAUUUAUUACUUAAAGUUGGCAUAAAUAACACAAAGUUACUAGAAAAUAAAUCCACAACAAUUUUUUAAUGUAACGUGUUUUACCAAUAAGCAUUUAAAAUUCACAAAGUUACAUCCUAUUUUUAAUUUUUGGUAAUUUUAAACAAGACCAGAUAAAACAACCAUCUAUAAUACUGUGUGCAUUCCUGUUACGCAAACAACGCUAUGGCUUCUUUACAGUAUCCUUUUAUGAAAUAUAAAUUGAGUAAUAAAACUCAGUUGGAAUUAAAAUACAACAUUUUAUCCAUAAUAAAACUUUCCGAAUCUUAAAAAUGUUUUUAUUAUUCCUUUGUAGUGAAGUUGCUUUCGAAUAUUUGUUUGAAGCAUGUUCUCGCUACAUAACACCUCCGUUUCCAAAACGUUAAAAAAAGGUAUAGAAAUGUUUUCAGGUAAACUAAGUUAUGAUUUAUGUAACUUUAUUUGUUCUGUAAAUAAAUUAAAAACUUUCAACUUAUAUAUAAAAAUAACAAAUAUAAAUGUUUCCUAAUAUAUUAUUGACAAUAAAAUCAUUAUAUAAUAUUUAAUGUUUUUACUGAAAUUAAUAUGAAACUUACUUAGAUAAUAAAACUCAUAAAUUAAUAAGCUAAGAAAUGUUCAUGUUAUAUAGACUAAUAAAUUAUACGGGGUACAAAAUUAUAUAAACUUUUACUGGGUAUUUAAAGCUAUUUUCAAAUUUUGGAAAUUCUAUGUACAUAAACCAUACAAUCUUAUUAAAAUUAAAUCUGAUAUACUUUCUGUCAUACUAAUACACCAUAUAUAUUUUUAGUUCAUUAAGUUUCACAUUUGUUGAAAUACAAAAAUAAAACGUUUACACUUGUUACUUAUGCUAACUUUUAAAGUUAAAUCUAAAGAUGUUACCUAUAUUAUAAAAUUUUUACAAGUUUUAGUAAUCUGAAAUUUGUUGACAUGCACUAAUUUAGUUUUAUAUUGGUAGUUUAUUUUUCUUUAGUAAUUCCUUGCUGUAUUAUAAUAUUAUCUUAUCCUAUUAUGUUUUCUUAAUCUUAUUGUUUUAAACAAUGGGUGAAUUUAAACGUUAAAACGCAAGCGCUCAUUAAUAAAUACUAUGACAAUGA